AUGGAGGAUGGGACGCGAAAUAAGAGGGAGCGGAAGCUUGGGCGAGGGAGAGCGAGAGGGCGAGUGAGAGGAGGACUCACGUGGCGAACAGGUGACGGGGUGGCUGCCCCUACGGCCGGGCAGGCGAGCCACCCCGCCGCCCUUCCCCGUUUCCCGAUCGGGACUAGCCCCGUUGGCGGUGUUCGUGCACGAAGAGCCGCCCCGGCAAAAGGCAUGUUCCGUAUACGGAGUACACUGAAGUGCAGGCUUUUAGCUGCCGGAAGACGACAUCUAUUCGACUUUAGCCUCGAACCCGCACUCACUCACUUAGUCUAUCCAGACGACAUCCAGUUUCGCAUUGCCGGGAGACGGGAGCUGCGCGCAGACAAAUAUUAG
Messenger RNA from Coccidioides immitis RS, 375 nucleotides. RefSeq lists its product as uncharacterized. The transcript has 2 exons. NCBI's taxonomy places the organism in Eukaryota, Fungi, Ascomycota, Eurotiomycetes, Onygenales, Onygenaceae. The record is from RefSeq and is a predicted model, not a curated record. The coding region runs from base 1 to 375 and encodes 124 amino acids.